ACUGAGCGGGUCAAUGAAAGAGUUGUAGUCAGAGAUCACACAAGUCUCUGAAAACAGCCUAACGUAUAACCACACAAGCAUCGUUGCCAUGCCAAGUGCAGUCACAUUGCCACCAAGGGAGCUGCAGCAGCUGAACAUGGACUCGGACAACAAGAAGAUGAGAAAAUACAGCAGGGGAGGGAACCUCAAGUCUCGGCUCCAGUGUCGAUUGUCUCCAGACGCCGAUAACGAGGGGCUUUGCUUUGAAGACGUGUCACAGUGGUCACAUUCACUAGACAGACUUCUAGCAUCCAAAUAUGGAAUGAAGAUUUUCCAGGCCUUCUUGCAGUCAGAGUUCAGUGAUGAAAACAUUGAGUUCUGGGCGCUGUGUGAGGACUAUAAGAAGAUCAAGACUUCCUUCAAGAUGUCCUCCAGAGCCAAAAAGAUCUUCAAACGCUACAUUCAAGCCGAGGCUCCCAGAGAGAUUAACAUUGAUCACAAGACCAGGGAGAUAAUCAGGCGGAACAUAAAGGAGCCGUCUGCAGUGUGUUUUGAUGAUGCCCAGAAGAUUGUUUAUGGGUUAAUGGAGAGGGACUCUUACCCGCGUUUCCUCAAGUCUGACAUCUACAGGACGCUACUGGACUCGACAACAGAAUCUGUGAAGCUGUAAAGAUGGCAAACACAUUGCUUUUGCAGAAGCUAGACUGUAAAGCUGUGCCCAACGCUGGACUACCUGAGAGAUGCCAAGGUGUAUGUUUGCUUGUCCUGAGACUGGUGGUCAUGAAAACUGGACUAAACCAAAAACAUUACCAAUACUUUCAUGCCUUCCUUCUGAGCCGGAGAGUGCUUCGGGUUGGGGUUUGACCUCAAAUGACUGUGCUGAACACAGUCACGAUGGGAAACGAUGUGAUGAGUCUAGGUCAAAAAUGACUGCAUAAUCAGAUACAGCUGUCAUGAUAGUCGCUGUAAGGCAAUUAGAGAGAAAAAAAAAAAAACUUCCCAGAGAUGUCAUGAAUGUACACUGAAAAUGCUGGGGACUUUCUGUGAGAGGAACCAGGAAGUGUAUGUGGUGCAUACAACAACUUGUACCCAAGAUGAAAGUGCAAGAGCUGGUCUCUGCAUUGACACAUCAUCUUACGUUUACUGUUAUCUCACCCAAAGCAACAGAUAAAUAGAUGUUAUCUAGAUGCCUACUGUCGGGCUUUUUGCAUUUACAUUUUGACGUCACACACUGAAGCGAUACCUUGCAACUAUGAUAAUCUGUUAUAAGCUAACUGAAAAUGUAACCUUGUUUGUAAAAAAAAACAAAAAAAAAAAAAAAAAAGGUGUAAAUGUGAAUAUUAUAAGGGAUUUGUGUUGGUAUUUAAUUAAAACGAUGCAACAAUGA
Messenger RNA from Mugil cephalus (flathead mullet), 1366 nucleotides. Its product is annotated as regulator of G-protein signaling 21-like. The coding region runs from base 89 to 649 and encodes 186 amino acids. The record is from RefSeq and is a predicted model, not a curated record. NCBI's taxonomy places the organism in Eukaryota, Metazoa, Chordata, Actinopteri, Mugiliformes, Mugilidae. The transcript is spliced from 5 exons.